Molecule: messenger RNA, 2068 nt
Organism: Impatiens glandulifera
Lineage: Eukaryota; Viridiplantae; Streptophyta; Magnoliopsida; Ericales; Balsaminaceae
Product: pentatricopeptide repeat-containing protein At5g40400
Exons: 1
Coding region: 1-1950 (649 amino acids)
Molecular function (GO): protein binding
Source: RefSeq, a predicted model, not a curated record
AUGUCGUCUCCUCUGGUUAGUUGGAAGCGACUGCAAUUUGGUACGUUCCCCUUUCUUCUAAUACGCUCUUAUAGAUCACUAGUCUUCCGCAAUUGCGGUUUCCUAUCUUCAAUAAAUUUCUCAUCUUUCCAGAUUCAACCGUCUUCAUCUUGUUCUUAUCCUCUUAUUCAAGAUGAAGAUUCCAAACCCAAGGCUUUGUCGAACCCACUCUAUUCUUUCCUCUCUCAUGCCGAAAACCCCAACAACACUGUUGAUAUCAUAUGUUCGAUUCUUAGAAAUGACACUUCUUCCCUUCUUAAUAUUCAAGAGGAUGAAGCACUUAAGAGGCUUAUUCCUCAUCUCCAUACCCAUGAAGUCUCUAGAGUCCUAUUGAGAUGCCAAUCCGAUUACUCUAAAGCUCGUUCCUUUUUCAACUGGGUGAAAAACGAUGUGAACUUGAAAUUGUCAACCCAUAAUUACUGUAUUAUGGUUCACAUAUCAGCAUGGUCUAAAAAAUUAUCAGAAGCAAUGCCAAUAUUGUCUGAACUGGUAGAGACAAGCGAAAACCACGACUCAAAGAGUAUAGAUGUAUUUCGAAGUUUGGUUUCCUCUACUGAUGAAUGCAAUUGGGACCCUGUCGUAUUUGAUAUGCUGAUCAAGGCUUACAUUAAUAUCGGCUUGGUAGAGAAAGGGUGGAUGGCUUUAAAGAUGAUGGUAAAGCUUGGAUUCCUCCCUAGGAUUGUCACAUUCAACUGUCUCUUGAUCGAGCUCUCCAAACAGAAUUGCACAAAAGAAUGCUGGGAUUUGUUUGAAAAAAUGAGCAAGAUUGGAAUUCAUCCUAAUUCACAUACUUUCAACAUAAUGACCAAUGUUUUCAGCAAACAUGGGGAUGCAGAUAAAAUUAACGAAUUCUUGGAGAGAAUUGAAGAAGAGGGAUUUAUUCCCGAUAUAGUGACAUAUAACACACUAAUAGAUUGCUAUUGCAAAAGGGGAAGAGUGAAUGAUGCGUUUUAUUUGUAUAGGAUAAUGUAUAGAAGAAACGUACUACCAGAUUUGUUUUCAUACACCUCCUUAAUGAAUGGCCUCUGUAAGGAAUCCCGGUUAAGGGAGGCUCAUCAACUCUUACAUCAAAUGGUGCACAGGGGUUUAACUCUGGAUGACGUGGCUUAUAAUACCCUUAUAAGCGGUUAUUGCAAAAUGGGAAAGAUGAAGGAAUCAAGAGCUUUGAUGCACGAAAUGAUAGCCACUGGAAUUCAACCAAACAGUUUUACUUGUUUGGUUCUCGUGGAAGGAUAUGUAAAUCGAGGAAGAUCAAUUUCAGCUUUAAAUGUGUUAUGGGAGCUUCAGAGGUUUGGAAUUUUUAUCCCUCGAGAAAUAUAUGAUCUCCUAAUCUCCAAGCUAUGUUUGGAAAAACGUCCACUAGCUGCAAAGAGACUUAUAGAAAGAACAGGGCAUGUUCCUGGGGAGCCGAUGUACAAAGAAAUGAUAAUUUCGUUGUGUGAUUGUGGUUACAUAGAAGAGGCAAUGGAGGCUUAUAAAGAUUUAGUAAAAGUAAACCAGAAACCUGAUUUACAAGUAUAUGAAGCUUUGCUAGGAUGUUUGUGUAAAGUAGGAAGAAGUGUGGAAGGUGAAUCCAUGAUGAGGGAGUUUGGACAGUGUAAUACUGGAAUCUGUAGAGCAUUAAUAGAUGGGUUAUGUAAAGAAAGGAAAGUUGAAAAGGCUCAGGUUUUGUUAUUUGAAUUUGCGGAGGAAUUUCAGAUUCGAGACACUGAAUGUUUGAAUUACAUAUUUAGGGUUCUUAGUGAAGGAGAAGAAGGUAAUGUUGGUGAAGUGUUACAGUUUCAUGAAAAGGUGCAGAAGAUGGGGUUUAUACCCAAUAGAUUAACAAUGAGAUAUAUGAUAGAUGCCCUUAGCAUUGGAAAGCUGCAACAUUUAGCAGCAAACAGAGAAUGUUCUGUAAUUAGUUUAUAAUCAAAAUCUUGGCUGGCCAUUGUAUUGUAGCCCUAUAGGUUUCUUUUCUUGGUUGCCAUGUAAAAGGUGGUGUCAUACAUAUGUUUUUCUAACAAUGACAAAUGAGUUUGAUCUACUG